UGUAUGAAACGUGAACCUUGAUGGCCGCUAGAAACUUUGAUAAAAAAAAAACAAUUUCACUAUCUUCACUUGUUUAUUAGUGGUUAUACUCUUUGGUGUAAGCAUUUUGUUUGAGAGGGGAUUACACGGACAGUAGAAGUGUAAUCGUUUAAAUUUCGUGGAGAAAUUGAUAUCUACAAAACUGGAGGUCUUGCAAAAACCGGAGGGCGGCGACAUGUCGGUCGUAGCGCGACGGGAUUCCGGAGACUAUUCAGAUUCCCAGGACAUCGAGCGAAACUCGACAAACGAUGGGCCGGAGUCCGACUACGACUCAGCGGCCAGCGACUCCGAGCACUCGGACCAGGACCCUGAGAGUCAGGAGACAGAGAGGCGAGUAGAUGAUGAUGAAGACAGGAGUAACCCUCAGUACAUUCCGAAGCGGGGCACAUUCUACGAACAUGACGACCGAACUGCAGCCAGCGGCGAGGAGCCGGCGAACUCGGCGUCGGAGCCCUCCUCCGAGAAGAAGGAGGGCUCCCCGCCCGCCGAGCGCCGCCGCGCGCCGCGCAAGUCCGAGGUCAUCGACCGCUGGGCGCACGACAAGUUCAACGAGAACGAACAGGCGCCGAAGUCGCGCGACGAGCUGGUGGCGAUCUACGGCUACGACAUCCGCAACGAGGACGCGCCGCCGCACGCGCGCCGCAACCGCAGAUACGGACGCGGGCCCAACAAGUACACGCGCACCUGGGAGGACGAGGAGGCGUACCGGCGCGCGCAGGCCGCGCCGCCGCGCAAGCCGCCCAACCCGGACGACUUCCCCGACCUCGACACCGCGCACAAGCACAGCCGGCGGCUCCGCGGGCCGCGGCCGCGCUCCAAGUCGCAGCCCGCGUCCAACGAGUCGCUGUCCAACGGCACCGCCGCCGCGCCGCGCCGCCACGCCGCCACCAAGCCCAAGCCCGAGCCCCGGCCCCACGCCGACGCCAAGCCCACGCUGCCCAAGCUGGAGAACCUCACCAUCACCAGCACUGUACUCAACAACAACAACCAGCCGACGCGGAAGGUGAACGCCGUGGCGCAGCAGCGGCCCGUGCCCACAGACCAGGGCAAGAAGAAACCGCCAGCACAGCCGGCGGCGCCGGCGCAGCAGCAGAAGGCCUCCGCUCCCGCGCAGCCCGCGCAACCGUCCGCAGGCGCGGAGCCCCGCGGCAGUAAGCGGUACAGCAGCCUACGGCAGCGGCCGCUCGCAGAGCCCUACUCGCCGCAACAGUCGCCGGGACAACAACAACAACAACAACAACAACAACAGCCGCAGAUGCGCUACCACCCGGAGUACGCGGGCGGCGCGCACCAGCCCGCCGCCGCGCCGCCGCUGCACGCGCAGCAGCAGCAGCUCAUACACCCGGUGCAUCGGAACACGGGGCAGGCGCAGCACGGGCCGGCGCCGCAGCAGCACCCGCAGCAACACUCACAACAGGUCCGUCACGUGGGCAUGGUAGAGCCGCAGCUCAUGUCGCACGCGCACCACAACAUGCACAGCCUGCCGCCGCAGCCGCACUCUAUGGCUGCGGCGCCCAUACCGCAGGCGCAAGGCUACGCGCCGCCCGCCAUGAUGCCCGCGCAGUACAUGCAGCAAGGCGGCAACGGCGCGGUGUUCGGCGGCGCGGCGCUGUACGCGGCGCCGCCGCCGCAGCCCUACCCGCACCAGCUCUACCAGCAUCACAACUAUGCGACGUCGGCGGGCGGCGUGACGUACUACAGCGCGGUGGAGCAGGAGCCGCCCGCCGCCGCGCCGCGCCCGCGCCGCCCCACCGCCGCCAUCCCCAUCGUGCCGCCCCACACCCACACGCACGCCGGCAGGCCCGACAGGCCCGCGAAUCCGUCUGAGAAGGACAACAUAGACAGGAUCGUCGAGAACAUGUUCGUGCGGAAGCCCUGGCCCGGCGCGCAGCCCGGCUUAGAUGGCACCGAAGACCCCGACAGCCGUAGUGUGAAGGCGGGCGAGAGCCGCAAGGAGUCCUCGCAGCCCGGCAGCCUCACCUCCAGCUGCCUCUCCACCGACUCCGGCAAGCCCGAGGAGCACGCCGCAGACAACAUGUCAGAGGUACGCACCACACCACACCACACCGCACCACAGCCCGGCAGCCUC
Cydia amplana is the source of this 2128-nucleotide messenger RNA. RefSeq names its product protein CASC3-like (gene btz). Gene Ontology annotation, cellular component: exon-exon junction complex. Lineage: Eukaryota; Metazoa; Arthropoda; Insecta; Lepidoptera; Tortricidae. Gene Ontology annotation, molecular function: mRNA binding. The transcript is spliced from 17 exons. The record is from RefSeq and is a predicted model, not a curated record. Gene Ontology annotation, biological process: mRNA processing. The annotation marks the transcript as partial.